UAUUUCGGCGCUAUUUCUACCGUGCUUGUGUUGGAGAUGCUCUUACUAGUCGCAUGAGGACUUGGACAACACGUCCAAUGCCAUGGACAAAACCAAGGACCUGCUGCGGCCUGCAGCUGUAUUUCUCUUCUUCCUCGUCCCAUCCGUUGGACGCGCCAUGGAGUCACUGCCGCUCUACCUGCUGCUCCUCCCUCUCCUGGCCAUCGCCCCCUUCCUAUGGCUCAACCGCCGGCGCACGCCGGCCAUCCGUCUGCCUCCGUCGCCGUGGGCGCUCCCGGUGCUCGGCCACCUACACCGCCUCGCGCGGGACCUGCCGCACCGUGCCAUGCGCGACCUAGCGCGGCUCCACGGCCCGCUCGUCAUGCUCCGCCUCGGCGGGCUGCCCGUCGUCGUCGCCUCCUCCGCGGACGCCGCGCGCGAGGUCAUGGUGUCCCGCGACGUCGACUUCGCCUCCCGCCACAUGAGCCGCAUGGUGCGCCUGUCCAUCGCGCCGGGCGCAGAGGGGAUCAUCUUCGCGCCCUACUGCGACGAGUGGCGCCAGCUCCGCAAGAUCUGCACCGUCGAGCUGCUCAGCGCCCGCCGCGUGCGCUCCUUCCGCCCCGUACGCGAGGAGGAGGCCGGCCGGCUACUCCGCGCGGUGGCGGUAUCUGCGUCGCGGGGCACGGUGAACCUCAGUGAGCUGCUGUCGGCGUACGCCACCGACUCGUCGGUGCGCGCCGUCCUCGGGAGCAGGUUGAAGAAUCGCGACGCGUUCCUGGCGUUGCUGCAGCGCGGGACCAAGCUGUUCUCCGGGAUGAGCUUGCCGGACCUCUACCCGUCGUCGCGUCUGGCCAUGCUCGUCAGCGGGAUGCCACGCCGGAUCAAGCAACACCGCCAAGAAUUGGCCGUGUUCAUGGACGAUGUCGUCCGGGAGCACCAGCAGGACCGGCAGACCAACGACGAGGAGGAGGAGGACCUGCUGGACGUGCUCCUGAGGAUCCAGCGGGAAGGCGACCUGCAGUUCCCCUUGUCCACCGACAACAUCAAGUCGGCCGUCGGGGACAUGUUUGCAGGCGGCAGCGACACGGCGGCAACGACGCUGCAGUGGGCCAUGUCUGAGCUGGUGAGGAAUCCGAGAGCGAUGCGGAAGGCGCAGGACGAGGUCCGGCUCGCGCUAGCCGGACAGCCCACGGUGACCGAGGCUUCCCUCGCCGAUCUAAACUACCUGCGCCUGGUGGUCAAGGAGGCGCUCCGGCUGCACCCGCCGGCGCCGCUGCUGCUGCCGCGGGAGUGCCGGAGCGACGGCUGCCGUGUGCUCGGCUACGACGUGCCCAAGGGGACCAUGGUGCUCGUCAACGCCUGGGCCAUCAGCAGGGACCCGGCCAACUGGGACGCCGCGGAGGAGUUCAUGCCAGAGAGGUUCGAGCGCGGCGAGGCUGCCGACUUCAGGGGGGCGGACAUGGAGUACACGCCGUUCGGGGCGGGCCGGCGGAUGUGCCCCGGGAUGGCGUUCGGGCUGGCCAACGUGGAGCUCGCGCUCGCCGGGCUGCUGUACCACUUCGACUGGGAGAUGCCCGGCGGGGCGGGGGUCGGGGAGGAGCUGGACAUGGCGGAGGAGAUGAGCGUCACCGUGCACCGGCGCAAUGACCUCGUGCUUGUCCCCGUGGUCCGAGUGCCCGUGCCACCGAUUUAGUUUAUAGAAAAUGCGGUUUGGGCGAUGCUUGUCCCCGUGGUGCGAUGUGGAUGUUACGGAAGAAAUGGACACGUGGCAUUGUAGAUGCGGCUUUGCUAAAAAUCAGUGGACUGAGACUUCGCGAAGUCUAGAUCGAUACUAUAGUCCGUUGAUUUUGCCUUAAGAUUUGUGUAAAUAAUUUUUUCCAGUAUUUUUUUGCAUAUAAU
Messenger RNA from Hordeum vulgare subsp. vulgare (domesticated barley), 1878 nucleotides. RefSeq names its product desmethyl-deoxy-podophyllotoxin synthase-like. Gene Ontology annotation, molecular function: oxidoreductase activity, acting on paired donors, with incorporation or reduction of molecular oxygen; heme binding; iron ion binding. The record is from RefSeq and is a predicted model, not a curated record. The transcript has 2 exons. Lineage: Eukaryota; Viridiplantae; Streptophyta; Magnoliopsida; Poales; Poaceae. Bases 83 to 1672 code for a protein of 529 amino acids.